Dermatophagoides farinae (American house dust mite) is the source of this 2820-nucleotide messenger RNA. RefSeq lists its product as uncharacterized. Gene Ontology annotation, biological process: regulation of transcription by RNA polymerase II. Lineage: Eukaryota; Metazoa; Arthropoda; Arachnida; Sarcoptiformes; Pyroglyphidae. The record is from RefSeq and is a predicted model, not a curated record. Gene Ontology annotation, molecular function: RNA polymerase II cis-regulatory region sequence-specific DNA binding; DNA-binding transcription factor activity, RNA polymerase II-specific; protein dimerization activity. Gene Ontology annotation, cellular component: RNA polymerase II transcription regulator complex.
UAAAUUUUAUUUAGAUUCGGAAAUUUAAUACAAAGAAUUCGAAAAUCGUGUGGCGAAAAGAAUCAUGGAUAGCCAAAUGUGUGAUAAUGAUAAUAACGAUAAUGUAACGUCAAUUAUAAACACAUCGACGACAACAACAACAACAACGAUUAUAAACAUGGACCAUGAUCAUGAUAAUCAGGCAAUUGUGGAUAUUGUUCCAACAUCAGCUACAACUGAAUUGUCAUCGGCUAUGAUUGAAACUGAAUCAUUAUCGAAUGUAGUUGAUAAUAAUGAUUACAAUAAUCAAUCAAACAAAAACAAACAAAUUGAAACCAAUAUUCCAGUAUUCACUGAACAACAACAGCCAAAUGAAGAAACUAAAACUGAACAAACGGUCAUUUCAACCGAUUCUGUUGUUGCUAGUUGGCCAGAGACCAAUCCAAUUGAACAACAGCAGCAGCAACAACAACAACAACAACCUACGUCGAUUCAAAUAGAUGCGAACAAUGAACCAAACAAUCAGACAUCUGGAUCAAUGGACAGUAUGGUGCAUGAACCAGAAAUCAGCAUUAAUCUUGAGAUGAAUGCUGCCGGUAAUAAUCGGAUUGAAGAUGAAAAUAAGCAUUCGAAUCUAUUCGUUCCAACCAUUCAACUUGACUCCAGUGAUGAUAAUAUAACCGAUACAAAUGAUGUCAAUUUAGUUUCGGAAUCGAAUCAGCAACAAUCACAGCAGCAAUCAAUGUUAAAUGUAUCCACAUCAUUCAUGUCGUUAUCGAGCACUGGAUCAUCACCGAUUGUAUCGCCAACAUUGCCAAAUACUAGCCAGAAUAAUGGCCAACAAACAAUUCUGAUGUUGCCGCCUCAGCGAGCUUUUUUAAAUAUUAAAAAAGAUAUGCAAAAUUUCCCGGUUGUCGAUCUAGAUCAACGUUCUUCAUAUUCGGAUACAAACAAUGGAUGUGGUUUGGCAACAACCAGACAUGAAAAAUCAUUAGGUCUAUUGACCACUCGUUUCGUUACGCUGUUACAAGAAUCAAAGAACGGCGUACUCGAUCUAAAAUCGGCUGCUGAUUUGCUUGAAGUGAGACAAAAACGUAGAAUCUACGAUAUAACCAAUGUUUUGGAAGGUAUCGGUUUGAUUGAAAAGAAAUCAAAGAAUUCUAUCCAAUGGCUCGGUGGUGGACCGGGCUGUAAUGCACGAGAAGUAACUGAACGUCUUAUGACACUCAAAGAUGAACUUAUCGAAUUGGACAUUAAAGAAAUGGAACUGGAUGAACAUCUGAGUUGGGCCAAACAAUCGAUGGUCAACAUUAUGGACGAGCAAUGCUAUGCCAACCACAAACGUUAUGUAUAUUGUACACAUGAUGAAUUAUGUCGAAUGUUUGGCAAAAAUUGUAACAUGAUGAUUAUACAGGCACCACCAGGUGCCAAGAUGCGUGUCGAAACGAUGGCCCGAUCUGACCAACAAAAUGAUGAUCAGCUCAAUGAUGAUAAUAACUUUCAAGCUGAUCAGGUAUCCAAUCUUAGCCAGCUUGGAUUGCAUGACACUCAUGACUAUAGUGAUUAUCAAAAAUCUUUACGUCAAAUUCAGAUGCUCAGAAAACGUGGUUCAUGUAAUCAAAUACAUUUAAAAUCCGAUAAUGAUCCAGCUCAUGUCAUGAUUGUCAAUCAACAAUUCGAUGCUGACGAUGAUGAAAAUUUCGAUAAAAAUGGAAAAUCAACUGGACAACAGUCGAAUCCGAUUCCGGCUUAUAAACGAAAAAAAUACGCUCAUCUUAAACGACUGAUUGAAUCACAAAGAAUCGAAGCUCAACGUAAUCAACCGAUUGUGCAAGAAAAAGAUCGUUUGAUUUUGGAACAAAAAAUACUCGAAGAGACUGGCAUGACGAUGGAUGAGGCGAAUAAGCCACCUUCCGAAGAUGUGUCAUCGAAUACUGUGACCACAAGCAAUAGUAAAACGAAAGUUACCCGAAAAUCGUCGAAUCGAACAACCAAACAGGAAGCUGCAAAGAAUCGAAGAAAAAAAGAAAAAGAUUCAGCACCCGUUUUACCAUCUCGGCAUCUAUCACCUAGACGAGCAGCACAACAUCAUCUUUUCUGUCCAACAGCUAGAACAACAUCAUCCAGUAGAUCCAUCCAGGAAUCGACAUCAUCAUCGAUAACCACUCGAGGUGGCCGAAAAGAUCGCAAUGAAAUGGAACAAGAUGAAAACAAUGCUCAGCAAUCACAACAACAAUCGUCAAACAUAUUGAUACAGCCUAGUGAACCUGUUUAUGCUACGAAAAGUACACCAAAUACAAUUAAAUCAUCAUCAACAUCAUCGAUUACUACAUCGACAUCAUACUCGUUGAUUCCUGAAAUAAAAGAUGAAGAUACGCCACCACCAACAAUACUACUACUACCACCACCACCACCACAAAAAGAUGAAGAUUCAACUGAAUCUGAAACAAAUUCUAUGAUUGAUCAACCAGAAGAGAUGACAACAACGAUGGCCAACAUUCGACAACCAUUUUCUCAAGUACAAAUUAAAGUUGAUAUCGAUGAUUUAGUCAUACCGGAUUGUCAUCUACCAUUUUUACGUUUAUCACCACCAGCAUCGAAUCAAGAUUAUCAUUUUAAUUUAGCUAACAAUGAAGGCAUUUUGGAUCUGUUCCUUUGCGAUUGAUAAAAAAUUGUUUGUUCACUUCUUAUUAUUAUCAUAACACAUACAUACAGAUGAUUUUGAUAUUUUAUUUGCUUGAUUAGUAUGAGUUUUUUUUUAUUAUUAAUAAUCUGAUUAGUUAAUUAUCUGGUUAUAUAUGAUACAUACAAAUAUAAAACGGAUUACAUCCCUUUUCUUUU